AUGGCUCAUGUGGAUAAUGAAGUCAGAGGCAGACUGGCGUUGGUCACGGGUGCCUCUGGUGGAAUCGGAGGAGCCUGCGCUCGAGAGCUCUUCAGAAAUGGCGCGCGUCUAGCCCUGACAUGUUCAUCCGAGAAGACCUUGGCCAAAAUUACAGACCUCGCUACUAAGCUUCGGAACUCAACAGGCGACGACACUGACGUUACAUGCCAUGUAGUGGAUAUAUCUUCCGCCACGGACAUCGAAAAACUCUUUCAGAAUAUCAUGGAUGAACACGGCCACACCCCCGAUAUACUUGUAUCCAACGCCGGCACGGCAGGAUUCAACAACAAAGCCAACCCCUACCUGGAAAACAUUUCCCUCGAAGAGUUCGACUUCACCAUCAACAUCAACCUCCGCGCCUCCUUCUUGCUGUGCAAGCUCGCCAUGCCGCACAUGGUCUCCCAGGGCUGGGGCCGCAUCGUCUUUGUGUCGUCCAUCUCGGCUAUUGGAGGUGGCAUCAACGGCUGUCACUACGCCGCGAGCAAGGCCGGCAUGACGGGCCUCAUGAAGAACCUCGCGUCCAAGCAUGCCAAGGACGGUGUCACGCUCAACGACGUCGCGCCGGCUAUGAUUGGCGACACGGGAAUGAUUCCCGAUGAGAAGCGCGUGGAGGGCACGCCUGGUGAUGUGAAGAAUAUUCCUGUCGGACGGCUUGGGACGCCGCAGGAGUGUGCUAAUGUUGUGUUGAUGCUGUGUAAGACUGGAUAUUUGACUGGCCAGAGCAUCUUAUUGAGUGGUGGGCUGAAGUGA
This is a messenger RNA of Colletotrichum lupini, 789 nucleotides long. Its product is annotated as short chain dehydrogenase. The transcript is spliced from 2 exons. The coding region runs from base 1 to 789 and encodes 262 amino acids. Lineage: Eukaryota; Fungi; Ascomycota; Sordariomycetes; Glomerellales; Glomerellaceae. Gene Ontology annotation, molecular function: oxidoreductase activity, acting on the CH-OH group of donors, NAD or NADP as acceptor. The record is from RefSeq and is a predicted model, not a curated record.